Messenger RNA from Gossypium arboreum, 447 nucleotides. RefSeq lists its product as uncharacterized. The transcript is spliced from 5 exons. Lineage: Eukaryota; Viridiplantae; Streptophyta; Magnoliopsida; Malvales; Malvaceae. Bases 1 to 447 code for a protein of 148 amino acids. The record is from RefSeq and is a predicted model, not a curated record.
AUGGGGAUGUAUCGAGAUCUUCGAGAGUUGUACUGGUGGCCAGGGUUGAAGCCUGAUGUGACCGAUUUAGUUACUUACUGUCUGACGUAUCAGCAGGUUAAAGCCGAGCAUCAGUUACCUUUAGGGUUGCUGCAGCCGGUUAAGAUACCGAUGUGGAAAUGGGAGCGAUUGGGUGAGCGACAUAUUCUGGGUCUAGAAUUGGUAUCAGAAACUAAGGAUAAAGUUCGUUUGAUUCGAGAACGUCUAAAAGCGACUUCUGAUAGACAAAAGUCCUAUGCUGAUCUAAAGAGGAAGGACAUCGAGUAUUCGGUGGGGGACAUGGUUUUCCUUAGAGUCUCUCCAUGGAAAAAGGUUCUAAGGAAAUAUUCUAGGGUCUGUGGAUCAUUAAUCGAGCUCUUAACAGCAAGGAAUCACAGUUAUUCGCCGAAGCAUGCCAUAUUUGUAUGA